Molecule: messenger RNA, 1356 nt
Organism: Schistosoma turkestanicum
Lineage: Eukaryota; Metazoa; Platyhelminthes; Trematoda; Strigeidida; Schistosomatidae
Source: the annotation of a GenBank genome assembly
CAAGGUCGCUUAACUGAAAACGCGGUUCAGUUUGAAGUUGGGUUGCUUUGCUUUCGUCUGGUUGAAGGUUGUCCUUGAUGUGAAAACCAGUCCUUCAGAUAGCAGUUUACUAAGAUGGAUAAUUUAAUAGCCGAUGUAUCAGACAUUGACUUCAUUAUUGAGAGCCAGCUAGAAAAUCAGAUUGGAUUAGGAUGUUUACCCUUCUCAAAUAUGAAUAAGUCUGGUGCUGGUGUUUGUCGAUUCUUUAUUAUUAAUCAAUGUCCCCUUAACAAUUUAUGUCCUUUGAGGCAUAUCAAAGCUGACAGGACAGUUGUAUGCAAGCACUGGCUUCGUGGAUUAUGCAAAAAAGGUGAUGACUGCGAGUUCUUACAUGAAUAUGAUAUGACUAAAAUGCCCGAAUGUUACUUCUUCUCGAAAUUCGGGGAGUGUAUGAAUAAAGAAUGUCCAUUUCUACAUAUUGAUCCUGCUUCUAAGGUACAGGAUUGUCCCUGGUAUGAUAGAGGGUUUUGCAGAAACGGUCCUUUAUGUCGAAAUCGACAUGUUAGACGAGUGGCGUGCAAAAACUACAUAAAUGGUUUUUGCCCUAAGGGACGUGAAUGUAAAUAUGCUCAUCCUAUAUGGUGGCCCCUUCCAGGAAGUGACCAAGAUACACAGAAAAGCCGUUGGAUAUGUCAUUACUGCAAUGAACGUGGGCAUAAAAUACAGUUUUGCCUUAAACUAUCACCCGAGGAACGUCUUCGACUGCAGGAGCAGCAGCGUGUACAGAAUAUUAGCACUGGCGGUACAACAUUACCUCAACAAGGUGUUAAUCUUGGAUCUCGUUUUGCUUCUGAACGUCUUAAGUUUGGUGGUCUCAUGGGUACCCCACAGACAGCUCCUACUGGACCUCGACAAGGCCCACAAAAACCACUUGAUGAAGUAACGUGUUUCAAAUGUGGAGAGAAAGGUCAUUAUGCAAACAGAUGCAACAAAGGCUAUUUGGCUUUUCUCAGUAAGGUUUCACUACAACCUCAUGAAAUAGAAAGUGCUCGUGGCUAAUAUAAAUAUGAAGCUGGAAAUCGGUGUAUUAUGAACUGUACAGAUCUUAUUUACAUGUCUUAUAAAGAAUCAAGCUGAAUUAAUAUAAUCUAAUUUUUAGCUUUUGACUGUGAAAACAGAAAAUGAAUAUAUAUCAACUUAAGCCUAGAAGUACAACGCUGUAGACCUAGGUUUCGUAAUUCUCAGUAAACAUAUCUGAAGUCAUAAGAAAAUAAAAGCUUCCUAUAUCAUACCUCAUUAAAGGAUGCAAGCAUUUCUAUCAGAAAGUUGUAAAUGUUAGUUUACCAGUCAUUUUUCACGUAAAUCAACUGACCAAAC